This is a messenger RNA of Spirodela intermedia, 1966 nucleotides long. The record is from the annotation of a GenBank genome assembly. NCBI's taxonomy places the organism in Eukaryota, Viridiplantae, Streptophyta, Magnoliopsida, Alismatales, Araceae.
AUGGGAACUGUCGGCGACGCGGCUUCCGAUGGCGGCGCGAAGAGGCGGGGGUGCUCUUGCACUAAGGAGGACUUCCUGCCGGAGGAGUCGUUCCAGAACUGGGGAACCUACCGGAGGGCCAUGAGAGAGACGUUUCCGAGGCUGUGGGACCGGGUGACCUCGCGAUCGCUGGAACAGUUGGAGCUGACGGAGGUGAAGGCUCGGAGCGGGCACGAGAUGAAGAAGAACCUGACUUGGUGGGACCUGAUCUGGUUCGGGAUCGGCGCCGUCAUCGGGGCCGGCAUCUUCGUCCUCACUGGCCUGGAGGCCCAGACCGCCGCUGGCCCAGCCGUUGUCAUCUCCUACGUUGUCUCGGGCAUCUCCGCCAUGCUCUCCGUCUUCUGCUACACAGAAUUCGCCGUCGAGAUCCCCGUUGCAGGUAAGAAAAUACACACCUCCCUUUUUCCUGGUCGCAAGUAGGACAUCCCUUGUUCUGUCUUCAUCCACUUUUCCCGCCGAACGUGGACGCGACGGAGAAGAAGAUAAACACGCCAUCUGCCCGAUUUGUUUUGCCGUCGUCGCCCGUUGACUAACGCCCCCCACAACCCUCUUCGGUGUCGGACCAGGUGGGUCCUUCGCGUACCUGCGAGUGGAGCUGGGGGACUUCGCGGCGUUCAUCGCCGCCGGGAACAUCCUGCUGGAGUACGUGAUCGGCGGCGCGGCGGUGGCGCGGUCGUGGACGUCCUACUUUGCAACGCUGCUCAACCACCGGCCCAACGACUUCCGCAUCCACGCGCCGGCGCUGGCGGAGGAGUACAACCGGCUCGACCCCAUCGCCGUGGUGGUGGUGGCGGUCAUCUGCGUCAUCGCCGUGGUCAGCACCAAGGGCACCUCCCGCUUCAACUACAUCGCCUCCAUCCUCCACCUGCUGGUCAUCAUGUUCAUCAUCGUGGCGGGGCUGACCAAGGCCGACACCAAGAACCUCUCCGACUUCACCCCCUUCGGCGCCCGCGGCAUCUUCGACGCCUCCGCCGUGCUCUUCUUCGCCUACAUCGGCUUCGACGCUGUCUCCACCAUGGCGGAGGAGACGAAGAACCCCGGCAGGGACAUCCCCAUCGGGCUGGUCGGCGCCAUGAGCAUCACCACCGUCAUCUACUGCGUGAUGGCGCUGACCCUCUGCCUCAUGGUGCCCUACAAGGAGAUCGACCCCGACGCGCCCUUCUCGGUGGCCUUCUCCGCCGUGGGCAUGGACUGGGCCAAGUACAUCGUCGCCUUCGGAGCGCUCAAGGGGAUGACGACGGUGCUGCUGGUCUCCGCCGUCGGCCAGGCCCGGUACCUAACCCACAUCGCCAGGGCCCACAUGGUGCCCCCCUGGCUGGCGAAAGUCCACGGGAAGACCGGCACGCCCAUCAACGCCACCGCCGUCAUGCUGCUCGCCACCGCGAUCAUCGCCUUCUUCACCCAGCUGAGCAUCCUCUCAAACCUGCUCUCCAUCUCCACCCUCUUCAUCUUCAUGCUCGUCGCCGUGGCCCUCCUCGUCCGCCGCUACUACGCCGCCGGCCGCACCACCCCGGGCGACCGCAUCAGGCUCGCCGCCUUCCUGCUGCUGAUCGUCGCCGCCUCCAUCGCCACUGCCGUCUACUGGUCCACCGAGGAAGAUGGCUGGUGGCCGUACGUGAUCACCAUCUCCGUCUGGUUCCUCUCCACGCAGGGGCUGCAGGCGAUGGUGCCCAAGGCGAGGGAGCCGACGGUUUGGGGGGUGCCGCUGGUGCCCUGGCUGCCCUCGGCCUCCAUCGCCAUCAACAUCUUCCUCAUGGGCUCCAUCGACGGCAAGUCCUUCGAGAGGUUUGCCAUCUGGACUGCUUUCCUCCUCCUCUACUACUUCUUCAUCGGUCUCCACUCCUCCUACGACACCGCCAAGGCAGCCGCCGCCGCCAACACCCAGCAGCCGCUCAAGACACUCGAGGAGGGCGCCGCCCGCCAUUAA